Molecule: messenger RNA, 468 nt
Organism: Morus notabilis
Lineage: Eukaryota; Viridiplantae; Streptophyta; Magnoliopsida; Rosales; Moraceae
Product: endochitinase A2-like
Exons: 2
Coding region: 1-468 (155 amino acids)
Biological process (GO): defense response to fungus; cell wall macromolecule catabolic process; chitin catabolic process
Molecular function (GO): chitinase activity
Source: RefSeq, a predicted model, not a curated record
AUGCCGGAGCAGUUCGUGGUCUUUUUCCCCCUGCUACGCUAUCCAACUUCCUCGUUUUGCACUGAAGCAUUAUCAACUGGAGCUGUUUCCAUGACUACAAUUAUCGACAAGCAGGUCAAGCAAUUGGGGUUUGACUUGAUAAACAACCCGAAUUUACUUGCCACAAACCCAAUCAUAUCAUUCAAUACAGCUAUAUGGUUCUGGAUGACACCACAAGAAAACAAGCCGUCUAGCCACAACGUGAUCAUAGGAAGAUGGACACCAUCCGAUGCUGACCGGUCAGCAGGUCGGGUUCCGGGCUACGGUGUGAUCACGAACAUAAUCAACGGUGGAUUGGAGUGUGGGAAGGGUCAAGAUGCUAGGGUGGCUGAUAGGAUCGGUUUCUAUAAAAGGUACUGUGACAUAUUGCGAGUGAGUUAUUUGGGAACAACUUGGAUUGUUAUAGUCAAAGUCCUUUCGCCUAAAUGA